Molecule: messenger RNA, 1214 nt
Organism: Melitaea cinxia (Glanville fritillary)
Lineage: Eukaryota; Metazoa; Arthropoda; Insecta; Lepidoptera; Nymphalidae
Product: troponin C, isoallergen Bla g 6.0101-like
Exons: 6
Coding region: 262-723 (153 amino acids)
Molecular function (GO): enzyme regulator activity; calcium ion binding
Source: RefSeq, a predicted model, not a curated record
UCAGUUUGGAUCGUCUGUUCGGACAUCGGAUCACCGUGUACUGAAGAUAAUGUAUUGUGGCCUUAACAAUAACGGUUAAAAGCGGUCGUGUGGCCAAAACGAGAAUACUUGUUGUCGACUGUUGCGUGAAAUCGACCGAGCUAACCUGGGCGAGAUUUUCGCGCGGUUGCGACUAGUCGCUCAAGUCGUUCAGAUAAAAGGACUCGUGUUCCUAGUAAUUUGGUUCGCGAUUGCCUACACCUUGUUAUUGUUUUUCUAGCAAUGGAGGAACUUGACAAGGAACAGCUUACCAUCCUGAAAAAAGCCUUCGAGGCUUUCGACCACGAAAAGAAGGGAUGUAUCGGUACUGUGAUGGUUGGUACUAUCCUAGGCAUGCUAGGACACCAAGUCACAGACGACACCCUCAAAGAAAUUAUCGAUGAAGUUGACGUAGACGGGUCUGGAGAGUUAGAGUUUGAGGAAUUCGUAACCUUAGCAUCCAGGUUCAUGGUUGAAGAAGAUGCAGAGGCGAUGCAGGCAGAACUUAAAGAGGCAUUCCGUUUAUAUGAUAAAGAGGGUAACGGGUAUAUCACGACACAAGUUCUUAGGGAAAUCUUGAGAGAAUUAGAUGACAAAAUCAGUGCCGAAGAAUUAGACAUGAUGAUUGAGGAAAUUGAUUCUGACGGCUCCGGAACAGUUGACUUCGAUGAAUUCAUGGAGGUGAUGACUGGAGGAGACGAUUAAAUGAAAAAUAUAUAACUUAAUUUUCCUAGUACAUGUCUUCUGAACAUCUAGUCGCUUUGCUAGUCACCAUUGAAUCACCUUUGAAAGUAUUAAAAUCAAAUAAAAUAACAUAACGGUGCGAACUCAAAUGACUGUGGGCGCAGAACUUCCAAACAAGCACUAAUUUUUAUUUCAUGAAGAAUAUAUUUCUAAAAUUAGGAUCCCAAAUGGGAUAAAAUCUCAUUAUUUAUUACGAGUAAAUUUAUCUUAGGUUAUAAUUAAAUAGAAAUGUAUAAGGUAGCUCGAUAUAUAGUCACACAAAUAUUUUUUUCUUUAUUUUUGUCUUUUAAAACAAAGACGAAUUUUGUUUAAGGCACUCAAAAUCUACGACAGAUUGCUUUUAUAUAAAAGUAUUAUAACAGUAUAAAUUACUUAAAAUAGAUAUUGAAUUACUGUUAUUUAUUGUCAGUUACCUCAUUUUUUUAUGGAAAUAAAAAUACACUGAAAUCGGA